AUGAUUUAGCGUGAAACUGACGUGUGUAAAAAUAUAUAGAUAUUGUAAACAUUAUAGGAUAAUUGAGGACUUGCUGCAUAAACAUGGCAAAUAUAGCAAACCAACCAGCUUUACGUUUUAAAGACAAAGUUGCCAUAGUGACCGGUGGAGUACAAGGGAUCGGUCGAGGCUGUGUUGAUGUGUUUGUUGAACAAGGUGGAAAAGUAGCAGUUUUUGACAUCAAUGACGAUGUCGGACAAGCCAUGAAGUCUGUUGGACCGGGGGAAAUAAUAUACUUUCACUGCAACAUGAGAAAAGAAGAAGAAGUUAAGAAUUGCGUGGAAGAAACCGUGAAGAAACUGGGUAAAAUAGACUGUCUUGUAAACAAUGUUGGAUGUUAUUAUGGUCCAAAAAGUAUUGACGAGAUAUCUGUACAAAACUUCCGGGACCUAUUGGAGGAUAAUUUAAUUAGUAAUUUUACUGCAAGCAAGUAUGCGCUCCCAUAUCUACGAAAAACAAAGGGCUCAAUUGUUAACAUAUCAAGUAUCAGUGCCAAUGCUGCAUUCAAGAACUCAACAACUUACUGCGCUACAAAAGGUGGCGUCAAAUCACUGACAAAAGCACUGGCUAUUGACGAGGCCAAGUAUGGAGUGAGGGUGAACUCUAUUGCUCCAGGAGCUAUAGAAACACCGUUACUACGCGAGGUUUGGCCGAAGGAGACUAUUGCAACGCUGGAAAGUUGUCAUACUAUUCAAAGAAUAGGUAAACCACGAGAGGUUGGACUUGCUUCCCUUUUCUUGGCUGUUGAUGCCACGUUUACAACGGGAGAGGAGCUGAUGUGUACAGGGGGAUGUGAACUAGGAUACGGAAAUAAAAACACGGGACUUCCCUGUUGAUUGAUGGUGUGACAUCUUCACUUACCAAGGAAUCAUGAAAUCAGUAAUGUUGCUGUCAGAAACAUGAGCAAUCAGACUGACUAUAGACCUUCUGUCAGGCGCAGAUACAUAUUGAUCCCCCGACAUAAAAAAACUGAACAAAAUAUUUAUCAUACAAAGAGAAUUGCCUAUACAAAUAUAUAUUCAAGUAUUCGGUGUGUAAGUUAUAUAUGGAGUUUGGUUAUUUGUACACGGUUUUACUCUUCAAUUAAUCAAUACUUCUUUCAAUGGAGACUGGUAAUUAUAUCUUAUUGUAAUUUGGUGACAUUUUCAUAAUUUUGUUUUACGGAUUUGAUACUUUGGCAAAAGAUCACAUAACUAAACUAAAAUUUGAAUUAUUCUGAUAUGACUUUGACCUUUCUCAAGGUCAAAUUAUUGAAAUUUGCUCAAAUUGUCAUAACUUUGUUAUUUUAUUCAUACUUGGACAAAAGAACACAUAUGACAAAAUCAGCAUGAAGUCUUCGUAAAUGACUUUGACCUUUAAUUUACCUUGACCUUCAAUGUUCAAUUAAUUAUGGAAAUUUAAUUAAAUUUCAUAGGUUUAUAAUCUUUUUAAGGAUUUGUUUUAUACUUUAACCAAAGAACAGAUAUGACUAAACUGUCAUGUUGAAUUAUUCUGAAAUGACAUUGACGUUUAAUUUAUCUUGACCUUCAACGUCAUAUUAUUGAAAUUAGCUUAAAUUGCCAUUAGUUUAUUACUUAUUUACAGAUUUGAUUUAUACUUGAACAAAAGAAGACAUAUGACAAACCGACGUGUUAAAUAAUUCUGAUAUGACCUUGUCUUUUUAUUGACAUUAAGCGUCAAGGUUAAAUUAUUGAAAUUGCAUUAAGUUGGCAUAACUUUGUUAUUCAUUUAUGGAUUUUGUUUAUUCUUGGAUAAAAGUACAUUUAUGACAAAACUGACAAUGAUGAUUAAUUCAAAUGUGACCUUGACCUUUGAAUGAUUUUGACCGUCAAUGUCAAAAAUGAAAUUAGAAUUGCAUGUAUAAUUUAUAAAAAAACGUUUUUAUUUUCUUCCUUGGAGUAUUCUUUUACUGCAAUAUUCUUUCUUCAAUAUGUUUAAGCUUAGAAGUCGAGGCCCCUGCCUGUUUUUGUUCAUCAGAUUUUACAUUUUUAAGUGAGCUUGUUCGUUAUUGUCCAUCUAUGUAGAAAAUAAACAAUAAAGUAAUCCCCAUGGAUAAAGGUCAGUUUAA
This is a messenger RNA of Ruditapes philippinarum (Manila clam), 2107 nucleotides long. Its product is annotated as 17-beta-hydroxysteroid dehydrogenase 14-like. NCBI's taxonomy places the organism in Eukaryota, Metazoa, Mollusca, Bivalvia, Venerida, Veneridae. The coding region runs from base 84 to 875 and encodes 263 amino acids. Gene Ontology annotation, molecular function: oxidoreductase activity. The record is from RefSeq and is a predicted model, not a curated record. The transcript is spliced from 10 exons.